Peronospora matthiolae is the source of this 948-nucleotide messenger RNA. NCBI's taxonomy places the organism in Eukaryota, Oomycota, Peronosporomycetes, Peronosporales, Peronosporaceae. The record is from the annotation of a GenBank genome assembly.
AUGAAGACCGGUCUCUUCUUGUACGGCGCUCUGUUCGCUGCAGCUGUGACCCACGCCGAGGAUGCACCAUCUAAGAUGGCCGUCAAGCAAAGCAGCGUUGACGAUCUGUACUCGGACAGUUCGGAUUUGGUGGAGCAAGUCUACACUGGCUCGAAAAAGGAUCCUGCCCCUGCCCCUGCUCCGCCGACCGUCAUUUAUGUCUCACCUCCUGUUCACACCCACGCACCAACUCCUGCACCGACUCCCUCGUCAACUCCCGCACCUUCAACGCCCUCGACACCGUGGGUGAUGAGGUCGAAAGAACACAACCAAGUGCAGCCUUUCGCGCAAGUGGUUGGUGAUAACUCCUAUACCGCUGUAGCGGCUCUGAAGUUCAAACCGCAGCUUCACAUUACCAGCGGCUGCCACUCGUACCCUGCUGUGAACGCGGAGGGAGAGUUCAGCCGCGGUCUCAAACCAUCUGGACCCAAUAGUGGCAAAUGCAAGGGAUCCGGAUACGGGUCUCAAGUCUAUGGACGCUCGGCUUGGUGCAAGGACAAGUGGGCGAUUAUGUACGCCUGGUACUUCCCGAAAGACAACCGUGAAGGUGCCCGUCAUGACUGGGAGCACAUUGUCGUGUGGCUUGACAAUCCUGCAGUAACUCACCAGAAGCUUCUGGCGGUGUCGAUAUGGGACGGCCGCAAGUCAAAUUACUGGACUCUACCCCUCCCUGGUCCGGUGUUUAUGGACGGAUCGAGUCCCAAACUCGACUAUGGGAGGUUAAACAGCUAUGAACGCACGCUCAGCCUCACGCAUUUGGCUGGUGAGUUCCAGCCACUGAUCAUGUGGGAGCAGAUGACGGAAAAUGCUCGCAUUACGUUCAAUACUGUCCUCUGGCCCAAAGACCUCAUGCCCAUGAGCAAUUCAAGCUUCAAGUCACACUUAGAGAAAGCGUCCGACUAUUGGUGA